CCGAGAAGCAGCCUAGAGGUGAGUAGAGGACGGUCCGUCGACGAGGUGUGGGGAUUUGCUUCAGAAGGGUGGCCAGCUAUCGUUAACAGCAGACGAAGAGCGAGAGCACCUGCAGCAGACCGACAGACAAACGGUGACACCGAGCCAUGGUGAAGAUCAGCUUCCAGUCUGUCGCGGGACAGAAAGUGGAGAAGGAGAGCGAUGGCGACAAGACCGAAAUUCUCAUUCCUCAUCCGAUGGAUGAGGAGGAGCUGGUCCUGCCACUGCGGCCCAAAAAGUCUCCCCUCAAUGGCCUGUGCUGCCUGACGUUUGGCCUGGUUGUCUUCAUGGCCGGUCUGGUCCUUGCCUCCAUUUAUGUCUACCGCUACUACUUUAUACCUCAUAUCCCAGAGGAGAACCUGUUCCACUGCAGGGUGCUUUACGAAGACUCUGUGUAUGCCCCGCUCCGUGGGCGUCAGGAGCUGGAGGAAAAUGUCGGCAUUUACUUGGCUGACAACUAUGAGAAGAUUACUGUGCCCGUGCCUCACUUCGGAGGCGGCGACCCCGCUGAUAUAAUCCAUGACUUCCACAGAGGACUGACUGCCUACCAUGACAUUGCUCUGGACAAGUGCUACGUUAUUGAGCUCAACACCACCAUCGUGAUGCCUCCACGCAACCUUUGGGAGCUACUUAUCAACGUCAAGAAGGGAACAUACUUGCCUCAGACCUACAUCAUCCAUGAAGAGAUGGUGGUGACUGGCAAAGUGCACAAUAUGCGUCAGCUGGGACCCUUCAUCUACCGCCUGUGCAAUGGGAAGGACACUUACCGCCUGAACCGCCGUGUCACCCACAGACGCAUCAACAAGCGCGAGGCGAAGGACUGCCACCACAUCCGUCACUUUGAGAAUAAAUUCGUGGUGGAGACGAUUAUCUGCGAUGAAGCGUAAAAACGACUGUCACCCGUGUCAUCCCACCCACCCAAAGGCACAUCUCCAGUCACUACCCCAGCCACUGUAGCAUCCUUCUGUGGAUCUGCUCAUGUCUCAGUUGCACUUUACUUGUGAUUUAGGUUUGAUGUCCUUUUGUAACAUAAGUUGUUUUUUUCUCUAUCUGCCUGUUUUUUCUUUUUUCGUUCUAUUCGGUUUCUGAUGUAUGAUGCAAUACUAAGUUGUUGGUUCUAUCACAGGAUUUUCCUUGUAGCAAAGUCCUUUAGCCAGUAAUGAAUUAUACUUUCAAGACCUCUCCUCUUCCUCUGAGAAUUUGUCUGUUGUUUACUGUCAUUGGGGAAGAUGACUGUUUCUAUGUGUUGUCAAGGUGACUGUGUCACUGUUUUUCCACCUGCCCUGGAGGUUACUUUGUGUCUCCUAGUUCUACUAACAGUCAUCUGUGCAAAGCAUGAAGCCGUGCUUUCAUGAGCAAACAUUAUCCAUAGAUUUCAGGGUUUUUUUCUCAUGUUCUCUGUAAUGUAAACAUGUAAUAACUGCUGACGACUAGUUGCUUGCAUUUUUAUCCUCUUGCCUGCCAGUUGCUUCCUUGCCGCUUUCUGCUUUUCAUUUCCUACUUAACAUUAUUACACAAUAGAAGUUAGAAAAGGUCGCAUUAGGCAUUUAAACUGCAUUCACUUUUUCGUAUAAUAUUGCAUCAUAAUUGAAACUGGUGAAGACGGAUAGUUAUUUUUGAUGUUCUCAUUUGUCAUCAGCUUUUCUCUUUUAUUGUCAUAAUCAUCAAGUUUUUUUGCGCUGUCUUCAUCAAAGCCUUCGUGAAUCAUCUUAAAAUAGUGUCUUUGUUUUCCCUUGCAUGUGUUAUCUAUAAGAGAAAAACUGCACUGUUAGAAUGUUUUGUAAAACAACGUUUAAAGCCUUAGUCCAGAGUCAGAGACUGGACUAAAGUUAAUGCUACACAAAGGGAGUAUAUUAUAUGGUAUGUUAGUUAAACAAAACCAACUUUGACCUGUAUAUUUUGUCUGCUGAUGAAAUCUGUCUGAAUAAAUUAGUAAAAAUAA
Messenger RNA from Micropterus dolomieu (smallmouth bass), 1981 nucleotides. RefSeq names its product integral membrane protein 2Ca (gene itm2ca). Gene Ontology annotation, biological process: negative regulation of amyloid precursor protein biosynthetic process. Gene Ontology annotation, cellular component: plasma membrane; Golgi apparatus; extracellular exosome. The coding region runs from base 147 to 926 and encodes 259 amino acids. Gene Ontology annotation, molecular function: amyloid-beta binding. Lineage: Eukaryota; Metazoa; Chordata; Actinopteri; Centrarchiformes; Centrarchidae. The transcript has 6 exons. The record is from RefSeq and is a predicted model, not a curated record.